Messenger RNA from Rotaria socialis, 1416 nucleotides. The record is from the annotation of a GenBank genome assembly. NCBI's taxonomy places the organism in Eukaryota, Metazoa, Rotifera, Eurotatoria, Philodinida, Philodinidae.
AUGAAUAAUAUUCAACAACCUCUAAAAAUUUGUUUGAAAUGUUAUGAAAAACUAUUUUUACGAUGCAUAAAUAUCAGUGUAGAAAAUUCUAAAAAAGGACCAGUGCCAACUGUAAGUUUUGUUGGUGAUCGUGCACGUCUCUAUCCAUCGAUUUAUUGUUGGGGCUAUAUUGGUACAGGAGCGCUGGGUGUUUUUGAUUUUGUUAACAAACAGCCUAAUCCAAAACAUACGGAUGCAUCACAACAAACUCGUCUUCGUCGUUCCAUUCCUUAUCGACAUCCAUUUUCUUACGAACAUCAAAUAAAAAUCAAUCGUAUAGCAUGUGGCAAUGGUUUUACAUUAUUUUCAUCGAAUACAUUAAAAUAUGACAAACUGUGGGGAUGUGGCCUUAAUACCGAUAGUCAACUGACAUUCUUUAAAGAUCGUAAUCAUCCAAAAGGUUUUGGCGAUUAUGUUAUUGUACCAAAAAUUAUUCAUUUACCUAUCAAACACCCACGAUCAACAAGAAUCACACAAAUAGCAGCUGGCAGAGCGCAUUCAAUUGUUUUAACAGAUAAUUCAGGUCUCUUCUCAUUUGGUAAUAAUUCAUUUGGUCAAUGUGCUCGUCAAAUCGUAUCUGAUGAAAUUUACAAGAACAGUAUGUUAAUUCAUUCGUUUAAUAUUGAUUUAAAUGAUAAUGAUGAUAAAAUUAUUGAUAUUAUUUGUGGUCAAGAUCAUACUUUAUUUCUCAGUGAGAAAGGUCGUGUUUACGCUUGUGGUUUAAAUACGGAUGGACAAUUAGGUGUCGGCCAUUACGAAUGUGUAUCAAGACCGGAACGUGUACGUGGAGAUAUUGAAAAUGAACAUAUUGUACAGUUAGCAUCGAAAGGCGAUUCGAUAUUAGCCUUAAACAAAGCCGGAGACCUAUUUGGUUGGGGUAAUAAUGAAUAUCGUCAAUUAGGAAUUUCGGAUGAUCCAGUAGAUUCACCAAAAUCAUUUCAAUGUGCUAAACCAAGACAUCUAAAUUUUCGUGAUGGAUCUUCGUUGAAAAAUAUUAAAUCUAUUGCUUCGGGUGGUUCAUUAUGUUCAGCUGUCGAUCAACAAGGUAAAUUAUAUAUGUGGGGCUUUGGUUUACUUGGCUUUGGCCCAAAACAUACUACUAUUGACAUCCCACAGGAAAUACCUUUGGAAUUAUUCGGAUUAAAUGAAUUUAAUCGUGAUGUUAAAAUCGAUCAUGUUACAUGUGGCUUAUUGAGUACAGCAGCAAUAACAAACAAUGGAGAAUUGUUUAUGUGGGGAAAAAAUCGGUAUGGAUCGUUAGGUGUGGAAUUCGAUGAAGAUUCCCCGAUGCCAAUGCGUGUUUUCGUACCUGCUCGUGUUACCUCGGUAGCACUUGGACCCGAUCAUACAUUUGCUUUAUGUAAAGGAUACGUGUAG